Molecule: messenger RNA, 1374 nt
Organism: Colletotrichum truncatum
Lineage: Eukaryota; Fungi; Ascomycota; Sordariomycetes; Glomerellales; Glomerellaceae
Product: LysM domain-containing protein
Source: RefSeq, a predicted model, not a curated record
AUGCUUUCCUUUUCUGCAUUCACUCUCCUUCUGGCCAGCGGCCUCAUUGCACCCGUGGCCGCCGGCAGAUCAGCUCGUUUGCUGCAGACUCGCGAUGGGCCCUCGCCGGCUCUGCCCUAUGCUCCCGAUACCUCAACCUACUGCAGUUGGUGGGUGGAUGUCAGAGCUGGGACCACCUGCGAUGCCAUUGCCAACGAGAACUUUAUCUCCCUCGAGCAAUUUAAGCGUUGGAAUCCUUCCCUCGCCGCCACCUGUGCCGUCGAGGUUGGAAAGUCGUAUUGUGUAGAGGCCUAUGGCGAGCCUGCGCCGGGUCCCUCUACGACGUCUUCUAUUCAAACGUCGACCACUUUGUCGACUAAGACUUCCACUUCUACUCCAUCCACUUCAACUCAGCCGCCGACUACCACCGUCAAGCCGUCGUCGACGACGAAAGCAACGACGACGACGACCACUGGAAACGGUAUCACCACCCCAACACCCACUCAGGCUACCAUUGUCAACAACUGUGAUGCCUUCUACUUUGUCGUCGCCGGUGAUACUUGCGACGCAAUCUCAGCUAAGCAUGGUAUCACUGUAGCUCAGUUCCAAAGCUGGAAUCCCAGCGUCGGCACGACCUGUACGGGACUCUGGGCCAAUGCCUAUGCUUGUGUCUCCAUUAUCGGCCAUACGCCGUCGCCAACCACGCCCGGCAACGGCAUCACCACUCCCACCCCGACCCAGGCCACCAUCGUGACCAACUGCGACGCCUUCUACUUCGUUGUAGCCGGCGAUACCUGCGAGACAAUUGCAUCCAAGCACGGUAUCACUGUAGCUCAGUUCCGAAGCUGGAACCCGAGCGCCGGCACAACUUGCACCGGACUCUGGGCCAACGCCUAUGCCUGCGUCUCCAUCGUCGGCCACACUCCGACCAAGCCCUCGACCACCACCACCAAACCUGGCAACGGCAUCGCCACGCCGACGCCCAUCCAGCCCAACUUGGUUGGCAACUGCGACCGCUUCUACAAGGUCAAGUCCGGAGACACGUGCGCCACGAUCGCCUCCUCGAACGGCAUCACGGUGCAGCAGAUCACGACGUGGAACCCUGCCGUCAAGUCCGACUGCACCGCGCUCUGGCUCGACUACUACAUCUGCACCUCCAUCGUCGGACACACGCCCACGACCCCGGGCAACGGCAUCCAGACGCCCACGCCUAUCCAGAGCGGCAUGACCACCUCCUGCAAGACCUUCCACUUCGUCACCUCCGGCCAGACCUGCCAGGUCAUCACCGCGCGGUACGGCAUCACCCAGGCCAACUUUUUCAAGUGGAACCCCGCUGUCAAGAGCGACUGCACUGGCAUGUGGGCUAAUGCCUAUGUUUGCGUUGCCGUGUUGUAA